AUGAGUUGUGUAAUUGCCGUACUUUUGACCUCAGUAGCACGCUUGGUUAUUACCAGCUCUGAACCCUCGAAUUCUUAUUAUGGAGUAUAUGUAACUCCCAAGACCAAUGAGUUUCCGGUACCCCGGAAUCACCAUCGAAUACACAUGUCCGCCAGCAAAAUAGCCGGUCCAGGUACUUACGUCGUGGCAUAUUGUUCUAUCGAACACCAACGGAACAGAAUCAUAGAGAUCAUUACAGGAGGACGCCCUGAAAUAACGCAGAAUCCCGGAGAAGUUGCCUUUCGCUCCCUUGAAGCAGAAAGCGCGUGCUUCAGGUCUAUCAGCAGAGGAUUUACUCUUGAAUCGACCGCCGUUCAUCUAUCGACGCUCAAUAAUGGCAAAUGUACGCACAAGCUCGUGGCAAGUCUAGCCUUCAAAGGGAUCAUUGGAAUUGAGGGAGAGUUUUCGUGUUUUGCUCCGCUGCAGAGGGAUCAGCCUAUCAAGGUCAAUGCCGACAUUCCAUUUGACCUGCAACAGUUCCUUUCCGGUGGUGUACUGCUAAGAGGAGAGGAUAACGCAUCGGAUAAACAAGCAUUAGUGUGGUUUCAGGGCAAUCUACAUUUAUUAAAGCAAACUUUGACCGACAUCAAUGGCUAUCACUCAUGGAGUCCAAUUACCUCAAUAGGAAGCGAGAUUUAUAAUGGCGAAAUGAUAACAAACUUUAUCUACGAUAACCUGCCUAGUAUUGAAGAGUUCACAAAAAUCAUGGGCGAUUUUAAGAAUCUCAUAUCAAAUUUAGAAUUUUAUCACUAUCCUCAUUUAUUAAUCGAUGCCAAAAAUAAUGUAGACAGUUUCAUUCACGCAAAUUUUGAAGAUUAUUUGGAAGAUUUUUGCCUAUUGAAAUUUGGAUUGAAUGAAGAAAUGUGUGCACGGAUAGCGAACUUGCCUGAUUAUCUCAAUAAUGAAUUAGCUCAUAAAGGUCUACUUUGUCAACCCAAAUCCAGGAAUUUAACUCCGUCAACUCGAGGGACAGAGUGCAUAUUUAGACCUGCUAUACUUGAGGAAGUCAAUUUCGUCUCUGGCCAAUGGCAAACAGCUAAAAGUGCCAAAAAGGUGCUUGUCGUACCACCUCAGUCUAAUUUGAGAGAUAAUGCGGAAAGAUUCAAGGAACUUUAUGGAAGAGGCACUAUGUGUAAGACUGCGGCAUGA
Molecule: messenger RNA, 1188 nt
Organism: Blumeria graminis f. sp. triticale
Lineage: Eukaryota; Fungi; Ascomycota; Leotiomycetes; Helotiales; Erysiphaceae
Source: the annotation of a GenBank genome assembly